Molecule: messenger RNA, 3941 nt
Organism: Pelobates fuscus (common spadefoot toad)
Lineage: Eukaryota; Metazoa; Chordata; Amphibia; Anura; Pelobatidae
Gene: STIMATE
Product: STIM activating enhancer
Exons: 8
Coding region: 335-1216 (293 amino acids)
Biological process (GO): activation of store-operated calcium channel activity
Cellular component (GO): cortical endoplasmic reticulum; membrane
Molecular function (GO): calcium channel regulator activity
Source: RefSeq, a predicted model, not a curated record
AAAAGGGGACAUGGGGCUAGAAAACAGAGGGAUUUGGACCCCAAAACAGGGACUUUCUCUCCUAAAUAGGAGCAGUUGAUAGCUAGGUAUAGCCUGCCCCACACAAUAGUAAGAGGCAGUCAGUGUAAGUCAGUUUAAUAGCGCUCUCCCUGUAAUGCUGGAUAUACAGCAUGGAUCUCAACCCCCCCGGCUGUCUGACGUGUCACAUGUUCGCCGCCCAUUUUCAGGCACCAGCGUGACGUCACGGCCCGAACCUUCCCGGCUACCGUCCGCCUGGUUGCCGCGGUGACCGGCUUUGGGCUGGCUCGGGGCCCAGUGACCGGGUCUCUGAGCCAUGGGGCCCAGCACCGUGAACAGGAGCCUGAGCUCCGGCUCUCCCCCGCCUGCCUCCGGCCGCUCCUCUCCCGGCUGCGGGAAUGGGGCCAUGAUGGAGAGCUUCGGCAUCUUCCUGCAGGGCCUGCUGGCUGUCAUGGCUUUCAGCAUCCUAAUGUUGAAACGUUUUAGAGAACCAAAGCAUGAAAGACGACCUUGGAGAAUAUGGUUUCUAGAUACAUCCAAACAAGCUAUCGGGAUGCUCUUCAUUCACUUUGCAAAUGUUUACCUGUCGGAUCUCACGGGAGAGGACCCAUGCUCAUUAUACUUAAUAAACUUUCUAUUGGAUGCAACACUGGGCAUGUUGCUCAUCUAUGCUGGAGUUCGAGUGGUAAGCUGCGUGGUGGAGUGGGGACAGUGGGACUCAUUGCGUUUUGGUGAAUAUGGAGAUCCUGUGCAAUACAAAGCUUGGGUUGGGCAAUGUGCCCUCUACAUCGUCAUCAUGGCCUUUGAGAAAACAGCCAUUGUCCUGGUCCUGCUGAUACCAAAUCUGAAAGAGAUUGCCAUGCUUAAUCCUAUAGAAAACCCAGAACUUGAACUGGCCAUUGUGAUGCUUAUUGUGCCCUUCUUUGUUAAUGCAUUAAUGUUCUGGGUGGUGGACAACUUUCUGAUGAAGAAAGGCAAGACAAAAGCCAAAACAGAGGAGAAAAAUGGAAGCCCAGAGUCCCGAAAUGGGAACAAAAUCCGAUACCGGCGGGCAGCAUCUUAUGAUGAAUCGGAAUCAGAAAUCCUCAUAUCAGCAGACGAUGAAAUGGAAGAGUCUGAGGGUGAGGAAGAUCUACGCAGACUGACCAACUCCAAGACGGUCAAGAAAAAGAAGCAUAGAUUUGGCCUGCCUGUAUGAUACUCCUUUUAGUCCUAGCAUGACAUGGCCUGCAGGCAGAACGGAGUCCACCAUGUUGGCACAGGAACUCUUUCAGCCACUACCUCUACUGUCCAAAUGACUUAAAGAGGGUUGAUCGGAGGGGGCUUGCAGCAAUCUCACUAACCCCUUAUCACAAUUUCCUAGAGUGUUGGGAUGUUAUGGAAGGGGCACAAGAGACUUCAGUUGCACUACUGGCUGCUGCCCACGCACAUUACCCAAUGCAGGCAUUAUAAGCAAUAAAAGCUGUUGUCUGCUGAUUCUUGGAUUGGGGAAAAGACAGACAAUACUAAAGGUUAACCCUGCACACACUGAUGAUUCAUUCCAAUGAUAUUUCCUCAAUAAUAGUACACGUGAAACUGGGUGACCGAUUCUGACUGUGCCUCCUUCUACUAAAGGUGUCUUAUAAUUCUUAAAUAAGGUUUUAUGUUACAAAUGGCCAAACUGCCAGAGUCUGCUGUAGUUGUCCACCCUGGAGGGCGCACUCACUAUUUCAGCAUUUGCCGAUAUUGGCUCAGAAAACACUGCUGCUGAUUCCACCAAACAUAUAUUUGCUGCCCUGUUUAAACCGCUAUAUCCAAUCUGUCUUCAGUUGCAUAAAAUAUAUCUUGUGAGACAUUGCAGGAAAACUGGACUUCCCUAUCUAAGAGUUCAUAUCAUCAUUAUUUUUCUAAGCAGUUUGUUUUCAGAUUUCCUACAAUGUCAUCUUUGAACUAUACUUUUAGUUUAUUUUUUUCUGUGAGGUUGUUCCCAGGUGAUACCUUACACCUUAUUCUGUUACAACAUAAAGGGAUAUUAUGUGGAGCUAAUGGCAUUGUUUAGAUUGUAGUGUAUGUUGUCCUGUUUGGAGAGCAUGCAAUAUGAAACAUGACAACAAUCAUUGCCGUUUUCCAUUGAUUAGCAGAGUCUAAGUGUUUUGCAUCUUUCAUAAAUUUACUAGUGGUCUGUAAGGACCGAAGACAUUUUUUUUUUAUCUGGCAAGGAAAAUAAAUAUCUUCUAGGCUGUAGCUCCAACACAGUGUUGGAACUAUUGUUUGUAUCAAAAACCCUUUGAGUACAUGGAGAAUAGUGGAUGUGGUAGAACCUCCCUGACACAUCUUUGGGGUCACAUUUGCAACAUUUAGAACAUGUUUUUCCAGUGUUUAGAAUUAAGAUUACUAACUUCUGUUCCUCUAGGGAUCACAAAUAUAUACUAUUGAUCGUUCUUGAUCUACCAUUUAAACAUCACUCAUUCUCAGACUCAUUCUAGAGCAGUGCUUCUUAACCUGAUUUGUCAAGGACCCAAAAUACAUUACAUCAAAUUGUAUUUAAAAAUAGUCUAGUGUCCCAUUCUUUAAAUUUAAAACAUAGCUCUGUGACACAUAUUUUUAAAUUAUUAUAAAAUCUAACAAACAGAAUGCAAAAUAUUUUAAUUUGACCCUUCCCAGUAACCAGAGACUUUCCAUCAGCACUGGAAGGCAACACUGCUAUGAUAAACCAUUUAUUGUGAGCAGUGUCAGAGCCUCGCCUAAUAAAUGAGAUAAACCUGCCACUGGGGACAAUCUGAAAUAGCAUGGAGAUCCCCUUUGAGGUCCAGACACAAGGCUUACAAAUCAGUGUUUUAGAGCAGUGUGAAAUGGGGGGAAAAGUGGGCUUAUUGUAGUUCAUUAUUUGCCAUUUGUUUUUAAGGAUAAGGUUGAAUAUGCUUGUAACCCUUCCACUACUAGCGUGGUCUGCAGUAUCUAUAUAUAACACUUUCCCCAGAUCAUGCUUUAGGGAAGACUCUGCCUUAACAUAUUAUUUUAUUGCUCAUUACAAUAGCUUUGAGGUUAAAUCAUUCCUUUGCACCUUUUGCUCCCAGAGGUACAUGUGACUUAUUGCAAUUUCCACUGGUGACUGAGGUGUUUUUUUCCCCUUAGGUCUGUUUUUUUUGUAAUUUAUAUUUUCUUAACAGUUUUAAAAAUGUCUGCUGCAAGGUUAAAGAAAUAUAUAAAAUGAAAAUGUGUUUUUUGUCUCUGUAUGUUAAAGGACAUAUUUUCCUAUUUUGAAGAUGCAAAACUGAAAUGUGUUUUAUUUUGUUUAUUUGGUAUUUAAUAUACCUUUUGUGACAAAGUUAAAGAGAUCAAAAUACACAUGGGGGAUAUUCUGUGCUAGACCCUAAUGUAGAAUGUCCAAUAUCUCCAUUGUUCAGGGACUUUUAACUCCCCCCUGACCUGACAUAGUGGCUUACAGUUUGUAAUUAUGUGACAUUUUGUAGGUCAUUUGGGGGAGGGGGGGGUCAAGUGGUUAGUGUUGAGUGGAAUGUGUUACAAUGUUAAGUGCUUUCCCCUUUAUACAGCAUUGGUGUAUGCCCAAUAUAUGCACUUUUUAAUGGUAAAUGAAUGGGAUCAGCAGCUGUUAACUGUUUUGGUCUCCUCCAUAAAUACAAUGUUUCAAAAUUUGGUGGUUAUGUUUAGUCUGUGUAAUAACAUUUCUUUUUUUUUGUUUUGUGCAGUUACAUCUGGUGUGGGAUACUACCUCAAACAUUUGCAUUAACAUUUCUUUAAAAACAUCCCAUAAAGAAAGAAGUUGCUUUGCUGUUUUUACAAUACAGCUAGACUAGGAGAAAAAAAAUCCACAUCUUAAAUAAAUUGACUUUAUUAAAAUGCCAUAUUAAUUACUCAUCUCUCGCAAGUAAUUGGUUGAAAGCAGGAGCACAUACAUAUGCAUUCAGCAAUGACACUUCACG